GCGCUGCCCCCCUCCUCCCUCCCUGCCCCUCCAGAAAAGUCCAUUCUUUACUCCGAGUAUUUAGCCUCGCCUAUUGCUGACACAGCUCUCCCGCGGGCGUUGUCUGCGUGGAAUCCUCCGUUCCAUUCCACAACAAAUCUCUCGCUGCCGAGCCCAGGGAAAGGAAAUCUCCUCUUCUUUGUGUUCGGUUUUGCAUCGAUUUGUUUGGUUUCCGGGUCUUGCGCUCUGCGCAGAUCCAACGGUGGGGGAAUCUCUCGUUGUGGGGGGUUGAAUUGGAUCGAUUUCGAUUCGUUUGUUGGCGUUCUUGAUCCGAAAGGUGUGAGAUUUGAUUGGGUUCUCUCUCCUGGAGCAUUUGUGUUUGUAAGCGACAAGGAUGCUCUACUUGAAGCAGCCGACGAGGAGCUGAACAACUACAGGGAGUCUUUGGUUUUUUACAAUUUCUCGGUCAGGACCUGGUGUUUGUUUGUCGAUCUGAUCCGAUGGAGGCUAUGACGGGUGGUAAAUUCCUGCAAAAGUUUCGGCUCUACGAAACCAGAUCGAAAUUUUACCUUAUUGGAAGAGACAAGAGCAGGGCUCACUGGAGGGUCUUAAAGAUUGAUCGGAUGGAGUGUACUGAGCUGGGUGUCGAGGAGGAUCCAACUAUUUACACGGAGAGUGAAUGCCAAGAACUGCUUUGGCGGAUUCAUGAGGGGAAUAGGUUGACUGGUGGACUGAAAUUUGUCACAAAAUGCUAUGGAAUAGUUGGUUUUGUAAAGUUUCUUGGUCCUUAUUACAUGGUUGUAAUAACCAGGAGAAGGAAAGUUGGCACAAUAUGCGGCCAUGAAAUCUAUUCCAUUGGCAAGAGUGAAAUGAUCACAAUUCCAAGUGUUAUAGUCUGGCCCAACGUGGCUUAUUCUAGGGAUGAGAACAGAUAUAAGCGCCUACUUUGCUCGGUUGAUCUUUCAAAGGAUUUCUUCUUCAGCUACUCUUACAACAUCAUGCGCAGCCUUCAGAAGAACAUAACUGAGAAGAAUACUGGACAGGUUGUUUAUGAAACAAUGUUUGUAUGGAAUGAAUUUCUGACACGAGCAAUUCGGAAUCAUCUCAAGAAUACCAGUUGGACUGUUGCCUUAGUCCAUGGAUUUUUUAAACAGUCGAAGCUCUCAGUAUCCGGGAAGGAUUUUUGGUUGACACUUAUAGCUAGGCGCUCGCGCCAUUUUGCUGGAACGAGAUUCUUGAAACGGGGUGUGAAUGAAAAGGGCAGGGUCGCCAAUGAUGUUGAGACUGAACAGAUUGUUUUUGAAGACACAUCUGAUGGAAUCCCAAGUCACAUGGCUUCUGUUGUACAACAUAGAGGAUCAAUACCUCUUGUCUGGUUUCAGGAAACUUCAAGACUUAAUAUUAGACCAGAUAUUAUUUUAAAAGCCGAUGUGGACUACAAGGCGACUCGUCUUCAUUUUGAGAACCUUGCACUUAGAUAUGGGAAUCCAAUAAUCAUCUUGAACUUAAUAAAGACCCGCGAGAAGAAGCCUCGUGAAUCUUUGCUCCGUGCAGAAUUUGCUAAGGCUAUCCAUUACAUUAAUAAGGGGCUAACAGAGGACAAGCGUCUAAAAUUUUUACACAUGGAUUUGAGUAAGCUUUCUCGAAGGAAAGGUACCAAUGUGCUUGCACUGUUAAACAAGGUGGCAUCGGAUGUGUUGGAUCUAACUGAAUUCCUCCACUGCAAAAUAAGUACAUCAGCCAAAUCUGAGGAUGCCACAAGUGGCGAAAGAACUGUUACCAAACCACAUGAUGACAAAAGUAGCAGCGUGCAAAGCGAAUGCGUAGCUAAGUUGGUACCUAUUUUGUUACAGAAGGGUGUCCUCAGGACAAAUUGUAUAGACUGCUUGGACCGCACAAAUGUUGCACAAUUUGCAUACGGUUUAGCUGCUUUAAGGCGUCAACUUCAUGCGCUGGGGCUUACUGAAGCACCUAAAAUUGAAUUGCAUGCUCCUCUGGCUGACGAUCUGAUGGAUUUCUAUGAACGAAUGGGUGAUACAUUAGCUAUUCAAUAUGGUGGUUCUGCAGCUCACAACAAGAUCUUCUGUGAGCAAAGAGGCCAAUGGAAGGCAGCAACCCAAUCUCAGGAGUUCCUUCGAACCCUUCAACGCUACUACAAUAACGCCUACACUGAUCAUGACAAGCAGGAUGCUAUAAACGUGUUCUUAGGUCAUUUCCAACCUCAACAAGGGAAACCUGCAUUAUGGAAGUUGGACUCCGAUCAGCAUUACAACAUUGGGAGGCAAGGAACUUUAAAAGAAGAGAUUGCAAGAUCAUUCAUAAAGAGGUCGCUAUCAGAUGGUAAUAUUUUGUUGGAGAACAGCCUACCUGUAUCUAACUGCAAUAGUGGAGAAAACAACACUGCGUUGCUUCCUAUGCAACAGCUGGAUGAUAUUAGAGAGCCUUCUGAUUCUGCACCAGAUAUCUCCAUAUGUGAACCUAACCCAUGCUCCAGUAUGAACUAUGGCACAGUGCCUGCAAGGCACUCCAUGUCAGAAGAGCGGCAGAGUUAUCUGAAAAGAUUAGGUUACCCUGAGUUGCAUUCCUCAAAUUUUCUUGAUCUUGAUUUGUUGUCAUCUUCGGGGAAUUCCUGUGAUGAGGAAGUUUUUGAGAGGUCGUCGCUGAUCAAUUCGCCUAUGGAUGAGAUCAGUGUAGAAUCAUCUACGUCUUAUAGCGAACAAGGACACCUCGAUGAGGGAAGGGAUGACACGGAUCUGUCUCGUUCGAGCAGCCAGCUCUCAGACACUAGGGACUAUUCUGACCGCUUCGCGCACUGGGUUGCUAAUGGAGGCAUGCUUUGCUACUAGGUGGCGAACUUUUUGUCUCGGUGACAACUCUGUAGGAAUUUUGAGCAGCAGGAAAUGGCUGACGGCUAGAGCAGAUCAAAUGGCUGAUGGCUAGGCGCAUCUGCCUGCAUAAGAGAUGAGACUGAAGAGAUGGCGGCCAUGGGAGAAGCCUCGCACCAUCGUGGUUGUGAUCACUGGAAGUAAUCAGAGGAGAUGGCGGCGGCUGGGUUGGGUACAGGAUUCAAUUUGCUGUGGUGAAGAAUUUGACCAUAGCUUAGACAAUAAAUAGGCCAAAGUAUAUCUGAUUCUUUUAGCUUAGCUUACAUUUUCCCUUUCUCCAUAGAAAUUAUGAAAAAAAUAUAAAAAAGUAUUUUUUAAAAAAAAGAAGAAAAAAGGUGAAAAAAGAGCACUGUUGUUGUAAAUAGUAUGUUACAGAAAUAGAAAUAUUUGCUGCUUAUAUCAGUUCAAUUUCGGAGGCCU
This is a messenger RNA of Setaria italica (foxtail millet), 3284 nucleotides long. Its product is annotated as phosphoinositide phosphatase SAC2. Lineage: Eukaryota; Viridiplantae; Streptophyta; Magnoliopsida; Poales; Poaceae. Gene Ontology annotation, biological process: phosphatidylinositol dephosphorylation. Gene Ontology annotation, molecular function: phosphatidylinositol-3,5-bisphosphate 5-phosphatase activity. The record is from RefSeq and is a predicted model, not a curated record. The transcript has 16 exons. Gene Ontology annotation, cellular component: intracellular membrane-bounded organelle. The coding region runs from base 480 to 2825 and encodes 781 amino acids.